AUGGGGCUCGAAGAAAAAACUCGCUCCUCGGGAGACCAUCCGCGGGAGCAGGAUGGCCCCGUUCUUCCCACCGUCAACCCUGCCGUCGAGCAGCAGCCUCCCAAGCCUUCACUUCAUCCUGCUUUUUACGUGACCGUCUGGAUCGCGCUGAGCUCAUCCGUUAUCUUGUUCAACAAAUGGAUUCUCGCUAGCCUCGGAUUCAAAUACCCAGUCAUUCUGACCACCUACCACCUGACUUUCGCGACGGUCAUGACCCAGCUUCUGGCCCGGUACACGACGCUUCUCGAUGGCCGGAAGACAGUUAAGAUGACGGGCCGCGUCUACCUGCGUGCCAUCGUCCCCAUCGGGUUCUUCUUUAGCUUGAGUUUGAUCUGCGGCAACCUCACCUAUCUCUACCUCAGCGUCGCUUUCAUCCAGAUGCUUAAGGCCACAACUCCUGUUGCCGUCCUGCUCUCCAGCUGGUCGUUGGGCCUUUCGCAGCCAAGCCUAAAAGUGUUCCUCAACGUGUCGGCCAUUGUGAUUGGUGUCAUCAUUGCCUCAAUCGGUGAGAUUAAGUUUGUGUGGAUCGGCUUCAUCUACCAGAUCUGCGGCAUCAUUUUCGAGGCGCUCCGCCUGACUAUGGUCCAGCGCCUGCUCAGCUCGGCCGAGUACAAGAUGGAUCCUCUGGUCUCUCUCUACUACUUUGCGCCAGUUUGUGCUGUCAUGAACGGUAUCGUUGCGCUCGUCUGGGAGGUGCCAAAGGUCACCAUGGCUGAGGUCUACAACGUCGGCUUCAUCAUCUUCUUCCUCAACGGCCUGUGCGCCUUCUUGCUCAACGUGUCGGUCGUCUUCUUGAUUGGCAAGACCUCCUCCCUGGUCCUCACUCUGUGCGGUGUGCUUAAGGAUAUCCUUCUGGUCAUCGCCUCCAUCAUCCUCUUCGGGACGACCGUCACGGCCCUGCAGUUUUUCGGCUAUUCAAUCGCUCUGUGCGGCAUGAUCUACUACAAGCUCGGCUACGAUGCUAUCAAGGGCUACGCCGCCGAGGCUGGUCGCCAAUGGGCCGAGUUCAGCAACCGCCGUCCUGUGCUGCGCCGCAUCUCUGUCAUCCUUCUUGUCCUGCUCCUGCUUGUCGUCCUGCUCAACGGCAUCUCUCCGGACUAUGCACCAUCCGUUGACACUACCAAAGUCCUGGAUGGUGCGAAGGCCAAGAUCGGCUUCUCAAACUGA
This is a messenger RNA of Thermochaetoides thermophila DSM 1495, 1206 nucleotides long. RefSeq lists its product as uncharacterized. Gene Ontology annotation, molecular function: antiporter activity. NCBI's taxonomy places the organism in Eukaryota, Fungi, Ascomycota, Sordariomycetes, Sordariales, Chaetomiaceae. The coding region runs from base 1 to 1206 and encodes 401 amino acids. Gene Ontology annotation, cellular component: Golgi apparatus; trans-Golgi network; endosome. The record is from RefSeq and is a predicted model, not a curated record. The transcript has 5 exons.